GCUUCAUUCUACCUCUUAUAAUCUGUGUGGACAGCCUGUUUUGCAACUGGUCUGAGGAGAGCUCUUGGUAAAAAGAAUUUCCAAAUGGCAUCACAGACACCAGACAGCCAAAUCAGAAAGAAUGCUAAUUAUGGCACCAACAAUUCAUCAGACCUAAAUCAUCUUAAUGAAGAGAAAGAUCAAACCUACCUGGAUGAGAGAAUUUCCAUUCCAGAUAUUCCUGGACAUGGCUUCAGUUUUAGGAAGCUCUGGGCUUUCACUGGACCUGGAUUCCUCAUGAGCAUUGCCUAUCUGGAUCCAGGAAAUAUUGAGUCAGACCUGCAAUGUGGAGCUAUUGCUGGCUUUCAGCUGCUCUGGGUCCUACUUUGGGCCACAAUCCUGGGGUUGCUCUGCCAAAGACUGGCCAUUCGGCUUGGGGUAGUUACAGGCAAGGACUUGGGAGAGAUAUGCCAUUACUAUUAUCCCAAGGUUCCACGUAUUUUGCUCUGGAUCAUGAUAGAAAUUGCCAUAAUUGGCUCUGACAUGCAGGAAGUGAUUGGGACAGCGAUUGCCUUCAACCUUCUGUCCUCUGGACGUAUCCCUUUGUGGGGUGGAGUAUUGAUCACCAUUGUGGACACUUUCUUCUUCCUGUUCUUGGAUAAAUAUGGUCUCAGGAAACUGGAAGCCUUUUUUGGUCUCCUCAUAACAAUCAUGGCAGUGACAUUUGGCUACGAGUAUGUGGUAGUGAAGCCCAGCCAGAAAGAGGUGGUGAAGGGGAUAUUCUUUCCCUACUGCAAGGACUGUGGGCACAAGGAGCUUCUGCAAGCCGUGGGUAUUGUUGGAGCCAUCAUCAUGCCCCAUAACAUCUACUUGCACUCUUCUCUUGUCAAGACCCGAGAAAUUGAUCGCACUGAUGGGCGGGCAGUGAAAGAGGCCAACAAGUACUUCCUGAUUGAGUCCACUAUUGCGCUCUUCAUCUCCUUUCUCAUAAACCUCUUUGUCAUGGCUGUGUUUGGAGAAGCCUUCUACCAUGAAACCAACCAGCAAGUGCAUGAUGUUUGUGCCAACCACUCCAGUCCUUAUGCCAACACCUUUCCUAUGGAUAACCAAACAGUCUCUGUGGACAUAUUCCAAGGGGGGGUUAUUCUGGGAUGCUACUUUGGGUCCAUUGCUCUCUACAUUUGGGCCAUUGGGAUCCUUGCAGCUGGUCAGAGUUCUACAAUGACUGGGACUUAUGCAGGGCAGUUUGUUAUGGAGGGCUUCUUGAAGCUACGCUGGUCCCGUUUUGCUCGGGUUGUCUUCACUCGCUCCGUUGCCAUCCUUCCCACUGUUUUUGUCGCUGCUUUCAAGGGUGUAUCAAACCUGACAAGCCUGAAUGACUUUCUCAACGCACUGCAGAGCAUCCUUCUACCUUUUGCUGUCAUACCUGUUCUCACAUUCACCAGCAUGCAACCCCUCAUGCAGGACUUCACCAAUGGCAUCAUAGGGAAGAUUGUGAUGAUCCUGAUCACUGGACUGGUUUGUGCAAUCAACCUGUACUUUGUGGUGACAACUAUAAUGGAUCUGGCAAAUGUGACAUUCUACGUUCUCACUGGGUUGGCGCUAGUUGCAUAUGUGGUCUUUGUCUUCUACCUGAUCUGGACAUGCCUCAUCUCACAUGGAGCCACCUUCCUGGCUCGAGGUCCUCACACUCGAUUCACUUAUGGCCUGCAGUGAUAGCAAAUUCCCAGAAACAGCUGGAUCUCCCUGCCACAACUGGAACCCGCUGCUCUUCUAGACCGCUGUCUAGGCAAAGCAGCAGAAGAUCUCCACUGCCAUUGGUAGCUGGAGCUCAGUGGCAGAGCUCAGGGACAGCUUUUGGCUACCUUCAGUUAAAGAAUUCUCAUGCUCUGAAGAACUGCAACGAAUCACAAAGAUGACUCUGGACUAGAUGGUCCAUUUUUCUGAUUCAGUAUAAAAUGGCUCCCUGUGAAAAGGGAGAGGAGUCUGCUAGUUGCUCAUCUAUAUCAUGUUCUGGGAGAAGGACACAAUAUACAAAAUGUUUUUUUCAAAAGGCACUUGAGUCUAAAGGAUAUGAACUCAGGUCACUCUAUGCGCAGUUUUGUGCGUACUGCUGUGGUUGGUUUGGAAGUUCUCUCUGUUUUUAGAGGGAAGAGGGUCUAGCACACUCUGCCAUAAUUUCUGCCAUUAUGUAUAGCUUCUGGUCUCUCAUUUGUGGCAGAAUAGUGGACAUAGCCCUCUUUGAAGAAACUAACCUUGUGCUGGUUUUGCCCAAAUUUGAGUUUGCACACGGACCCUUUAAGUGUCCUGGAGACAUUUGUAUAACAGCUACAACUCUGCAGCUACAACAGAUUGGUCAACUAAUGGAAUUAAAUACAGAGAUCUCAACAAAGGACAUUAAGUUAACUUAUGGGGGUAGCCUUUGCCCCCCAGUGUCACACCAAAGACAGAACUGUGCAUGACAUAAGACUCAUGGCUGUCACCAAAGAAAUCAACUAAAUCCCAUCAGAUCUUGGCCUGAUCCCAUCAGAUCUUGGACACUAAGCCGUGUAAGCCCUGGUUAUUUGAAUGGGAGACCACCAUGAAAUACCAGAAUCAAUACACAGAGGCAGGUGGCAAACCACCUCUGAACAUCUCUUGCCAUCAAAAUCUUACAGGGCCACCAUAUGAAUUGAUUGGGGGGAGGGGAAGUAACUAAAGGCUAUUCGGACUACUGUGCCUUUAAUGAGAGAAUUUUGGACAAUGCAGCUUCUGCUGCAGGGAUAAGAAGUUAAAUUUGCUAUGCCUUAGUGCACAAUUUUAUGGUUAUGAUAUUUGUACUGAACAGAUUUUAUUGUUAGCCACCCUGACCUUGUGCUGGGACAGGGAGGGGUAUCAAAUUGAAUAAAAUACAAACAAAAAACA
Messenger RNA from Sphaerodactylus townsendi, 2883 nucleotides. It is a transcript of the gene SLC11A1, whose product is annotated as solute carrier family 11 member 1. Lineage: Eukaryota; Metazoa; Chordata; Lepidosauria; Squamata; Sphaerodactylidae. Bases 85 to 1695 code for a protein of 536 amino acids. The record is from RefSeq and is a predicted model, not a curated record. Gene Ontology annotation, biological process: metal ion transport. The transcript is spliced from 15 exons. Gene Ontology annotation, cellular component: plasma membrane. Gene Ontology annotation, molecular function: manganese ion transmembrane transporter activity; cadmium ion transmembrane transporter activity; iron ion transmembrane transporter activity.